This is a messenger RNA of Paraphaeosphaeria sporulosa, 6528 nucleotides long. Its product is annotated as PP2C-domain-containing protein. NCBI's taxonomy places the organism in Eukaryota, Fungi, Ascomycota, Dothideomycetes, Pleosporales, Didymosphaeriaceae. The coding region runs from base 94 to 6438 and encodes 2114 amino acids. Gene Ontology annotation, molecular function: protein binding; magnesium ion binding; adenylate cyclase activity. Gene Ontology annotation, biological process: intracellular signal transduction; cAMP biosynthetic process. The transcript is spliced from 4 exons. The record is from RefSeq and is a predicted model, not a curated record.
UGUGGCUGCAGCCCUCCCUCGAACCAGCCCGCCUACGCCCACACGUCGCUCCCUCCGGCGCAUCGCGAGCCCCCCGCCCGGUGCAGCCCGACCAUGACGAGGAACGAAACGGUAGGCCGCCAUGGGUCCACCGAGAGCUCCGCGAGCUGGCGAUCGGUCCGGUCCAACGAGACAGUGCGACCUUUUGGCGGGCGCGGCUCUCUGCGCGGAACUCCCGUCACCGUGCAGACCUCCGAGGAUCCCAACUUUCUGAUAGAAAAGGAGUCUGAGAUCUCGCCGGGGACCGUUCCACCAGCUCCUCCCCCCAAGGACCCGGGCCACAAACCCCGAAAGACGUCGACGUGGGACAGUCCGCUUACAACCGACUACCGCGACUUCCGAGACCACCGAAAACAGCUGGCUGUGCUGGAGACGUCUGGAGGUCGCAUACCCUCAAUAUCGCGCAAUCCACCCACCGCUACCUCGCCGACGCCGCCGUGGGCUUCGGCGGGAGCGAAUGGUUCAUCCAUGGCUGCCAGCGUCUGGGGCAGCUUUUUCAACGACUCCAACGAAGACAUUACGCAGCUGUCGCCGAGACUGACGCGUCCGGGAAGCCAGGAUGACGGCAUGGGGUUUCCGAGAGAUGACCGGCGGCCGUCCAUGGCGAGCGCUACCACGGUGAGCAGUACGGGCUCCAAGUCGAGCGGAACCCGCGCGGGGUACCACAAGCGGCUGCAAAAUGUUUUUGGUGAAGAUUUCCCCCAGGAUUCACGCCAGAAUUCGGAUACGAGUCUGCCGGCGCCGUAUGUGACCGAGUCACAAUCGCUCCGCGCAGGGCGGAAACGCGCAAAUUCGCACAACAACACGAUCGGGAGCAGCUUCAACAGUCGCCCCAAUUCGCCUAUUGGCUCGCGGCCGCGGACGCCCUUGCCUUCAUCAGAAGUAACGCCGUGGGAGUACCAGGACUACAAGCAGGACCUCUCCUCGCAAGGCGAAAACGGUCGUCCCUCUGCCGACCAGCAAUCCAUCAAGUCAAACAAAGGCUCCCAUCACCACCACAAACUGAAGUUUCCGGGACAUCGUCACAACCGAAGCAAGGAAGACAACAAGUCGUCCGAGACCCCGGCACGUGCCGCCAUUAGCCAACCGUAUCCCAUGCGGCCUGCCACCAGUCGCGAAGAAUCUACUUACAGCAUUCGGCAAGAACAGCAGCAGCAGUUUGCAUCCAAGACCAAUUUGGUUCCGCGCGCCCCAAGCCCGACGCCCAGCGCAUACAGUGCAGCGUCCAGAGAUCCAACGUCACAAAGGUCCCCGAGCACCGCGAAGGGCCCACGUGGUUUCCUGGACCGCCUCAAGGGCAGGGGAAAACCAGACCGGCAACCUCAAGAAAACCUCCGCGAUCUUCCGUCUUCCCAAGUCUCGCUGCAGCCUUCUAUCCAGUCCGCCAAGGGCCUGCCAACGGACCCAAUGGCGGGACCGUUCGGUUCCAAAAAUCGAAAGGUGACGGACAAUUUCAAGGAUAAGGCUGCACGGGAUGGCAACGGAAAACACAGAGGUUUCCCAAUUCCGAGGCCAGGCCAUAGGAAACAGACUGCCCCUGCUCCCGUGGAGCAGCAGCAGCCUACUGGAAAAGAUCCCAAUGAAGCAAGCACAGACACGACCAAGAAUGACGCCAUGUGGUUCCUUGAUACUAACCUGGAAUCCAUGGAAGGCAUCGUUAACACUCAGCAUCAGCCCUUGGCGACGCCGAUUGGUGAGACCGUGCCGACCACCUCUUUGAGAGCAGAUGAUAUUCAAAGUGAGUCCAAAGACGAUGCGAAGUGGGAUAUCCCUGAAUCUUGGGGUGUUGUCACACAAGAAGGUAGGGGUGGUUCCCCACAUGCAGAGCUCGAUGAGGCAGAAGCUAUGUCCAAGGAAGAAGAUGGCAAUAGGACGUAUUGCGUCCGCAUAUUCAGAGUGGACUCGACCUUCGCAACACUAUCCGCCACUCUGAACACGACGGUCUCCGAGAUAAUUCAGAUAUUGGGGAAAAAGACAUUGCUACAAGAUGAACUGAACAACUACCAUAUCGUAAUGCGCAAACACGAUACAUCGCGGCAACUCGACGCGAAAGAACGACCCCUGUUGAUACAAAAACGACUACUGGAACAAGCUGGCUACACUGAUUCAGAUCGUCUCGAAGAUCUUGGACGUGAAGACAACAGCUAUCUUUGCCGAUUUACGUUCAUCCCGGCGAAAUUGAGCGGAUAUUCUAGCCUUGGGAAGGACCCAGGCUUCACCAAGAUGCAGAAGUUCAGCCACAUCGACCUACAGGGACGUAACUUGAUCACAAUACCCAUCGCGCUUUACCAAAAGGCUACAGAGAUAAUAUCUCUCAAUCUUUCACGGAAUCUGUCCUUGGCUGUACCUAGAGAUUUCAUACAGGCGUGCACCAAUCUUCGGGAGAUCAAGUACACGAGCAAUGAGGCACGGCGACUGCCUGCGAGUCUGAGCCUCGCGAGCCGCCUGACCAUGCUGGAUAUAUCCAACAAUCGCUUGAAGGAUCUUGAAGAGGUGCAACUGCACAGGCUACAGAGUCUCCAAGGAUUGAGGCUCUCGAACAACAGAUUAACGAGAUUGCCGGCUUAUUUCGGUCAAUACCGGGCUUUGAGGAGUCUCAACCUAAGCUCGAAUUCACUCCACGAAUUUCCGGAUUUCUUGUGCGAUGUACGAACGCUUGUAGACCUCGAUAUCAGCUUCAACUCCAUAAGCAGUUUGCCAAAGAUUGGCCAGCUCACUUGCCUGGAACGACUAUGGGCCACGAACAACAAGCUCUCCGGUAGCUUCCCGCCAUCCCUGUGCAACCUUGUCAACCUAAGGGAGAUCGACGUUCGGUUCAACGCACUCAACAGCAUGGAUGUCAUGUCUCAACUGCCGCGAUUGGAAUACCUCAUGAUUGGCCACAAUUCGAUAUCCUCUUUUGAAGGCCAUUUCCCAAAGAUAAGAGUCUUGCACAUGAAUCACAAUCCGCUAACUCGAUUCGGUAUGCUCCAGUCUGUACCUUCGCUGUCUGUGCUCAACCUUGCCUCCGCGAAAUUGGCUGCAUUACCCGAGGAGCUGUUCCCUAGAAUUACUGGACUAACAAAGCUGAUUCUGGACAAGAACCACUUCAGUGCACUCUCGGUGAGCAUCGGCAGACUGAUUAGAUUGGAGCACCUGAGUGUAGCUCGCAAUUCGCUGGAUGAGCUGCCGACUGAAAUUGGGCGCUUGGCCGAACUGAAAUAUCUAGACGUACGAGAGAACAACUUGGGACGACUACCUCCAGAGAUAUGGUACGCACGCCGCUUGGAGACGCUCAAUGUGUCCUCCAACGUGCUUGACGGAUUUCCAAAGCCAAGCGCUGCUCCUCCACCUGCUGCACUUAAUGGGGACAGCAACCUGGAAGGUGCGACGCCAGCCUCAACGCCCGGUCUGGGAACGAGCCCAAGCUACGAAGAACUGGGAAAACUAGAAGACUUUCAGAAUCGUCGCCCUAGCCAGGCUUCAGCGGGCUACCUUGGCUCGGCUACGUCAUCCGCGUCUAACCAACGCAAGGGUUCAAUGGCGUCGUAUGGCUCUGCUAGCACCUCGAACACGGCGCGAAAACCAUCGGUCGUGUCACGAACACCAACUGAGGGAACCCAAACCCCGGUCUCCCGCAAAGAUUCCAGCCUUUCUAACAGGAUGGUAACAACGUUCGCGGGAUCUUUACGGCAUCUUUUCUUGGCCGAUAAUCGACUUGAGGAUAACGUAUUCGAUGAAUUGUGCCUGCUACCCGAAUUGCGGAUCGUAAACCUAUCAUACAACCUUAUCUACGAUGUGCCCCCACGUACGAUUCGGCGAUGGCAGCAUCUGGCCGAGCUAUAUUUGUCUGGAAAUGAUCUGACAUCGUUACCAGCUGAGGAUCUAGAAGAAGUCAGCUCGCUCAAGGUACUGCACAUCAACAGCAACAAGUUCCAGGUUCUUCCGGCAGAGUUGGGUAAGGUGGCUAAGUUGGCUAUUCUCGAUGUUGCCAGCAAUGCUUUGAAGUACAAUGUCUCGAACUGGCCCUACGAUUGGAAUUGGAACUGGAAUCACAACCUAAAAUACCUCAACCUCUCUGGCAACAAGCGUCUAGAAAUCAAGCCAAGCGGUGACUACAUGCGCCGCGGAGAAGCUCGCGACCUCACGGACUUCACUUCCCUCACAAACUUGAGGGUGCUUGGUCUGAUGGAUGUCACAAUGAUGGUACCUUCAGUGCCCGAACAAUCCGAAGACCGAAGAGUCCGAACUGCCGGUUCGGCUGUGGGCACCAUGGCGUAUGGUAUGGCGGACAGCCUUGGAAGAAGUGAACAUAUUUCCACAAUGGACAUGGUGAUCCCUCGUUUCCGAAGCAACGAUAACGAACAGAUACUUGGUCUCUUCGAUGGUCAAGCCCUUGCUGGUGGCGGUUCAAAGAUUGCGAAAUACCUUUACGACAACUUCAAGAUCCGCUUCGCAGAGGAACUAGGAAAGCUACGUCCCCAAGAGAGUCCAGUGGAUGCUCUUCGUCGUACUUAUCUGGGCCUCAACAAGGAAUUAUCCCUUGCGGCGCACCAAGGUAUGGAAAAGAAUGCCGGACUUGUCUCUGCACAGCCACGUGGUUCAGUGCCCGAUCUUGGUGAAGAGGACCUUACUUCGGGAUGUGUCGCAACGGUUGUAUAUCUCAAGGAGAUGGAGCUCUACCUUUCAAACGUCGGCGACGCUCAGGCGCUUCUAAUCCAAACGAACGGCGACAAGAAGAUUCUGACUCGAAAACACGACCCUGCGGAAACAUCUGAGCGGGCAAGGAUACGUGAAGCUGGUGGGUUCGUCUCCCGGCAGGGAAAGCUGAACGAUGUCCUCGAAGUUUCGCGAGCCUUUGGCUACGUACACAUGUCACCCUCCGUUGUCGCUUCGCCGCAUAUUGCUCACAUCACGUUGAGUGAUACUGAUGAGAUGAUUCUCAUUGCGUCCCGAGAACUCUGGGAAUACCUCACUCCAGAUUUCGCUGUCGACGUUGCUCGGUCUGAACGGGAUGACCUUAUGCGUGCGGCUCAGAAGCUUCGCGACCUCGCUAUCGCGUUCGGUGCAACAGACAAAAUCAUGGUCAUGUUGCUGGGAGUGAGCGACUUAAAGAGCAAGCAAAGAGCGAAAUACCGGACGCCAAGCAUGUCGAUGGGACCCAGCGGGUCGCCUGACGAUUUUUUCUUGCGUCCCAAAGGCAAGCGCGCACGCAACUUGCCGAACGACUCGAAACUGGCUCGUUUGGAUAACGAAGUCGAUGCACCAACUGGUGAAGUGAGCUUGGUGUUCACUGAUAUCAAGAGCUCUACACUCCUAUGGGAAACAUAUCCGAUCGCAAUGAGAUCAGCGAUUAAAAUGCACAACGAGGUGAUGCGUCGGCAUCUGCGUAUCAUUGGCGGCUAUGAAGUCAAGACUGAAGGUGACGCCUUUAUGGUGGCCUUCCCAACUGUCACGUCGGCUCUCCUAUGGUGCUUCACCAUCCAGAGCCAACUCCUCGAAGUGCCCUGGCCUCAAGAGAUCCUCAACAGUGUGAAUGGGCAAGAAGUCGUCGACCCCAACGGCAACGUCAUCUUCCGUGGUCUGUCUGUCCGUAUGGGUAUUCACUGGGGAACUCCAGUGUGCGAAGUCGAUCCAGUCACAAAGCGUAUGGAUUACUUUGGCCCGAUGGUAAACCGAGCUUCCCGUAUCUCGUCUGUUGCCGAUGGCGGCCAGAUCACUGUGUCGUCGGAUUUCAUUGCAGAAAUUCAACGGCUUCUCGAGACCCACAUCGAAGGGGAUCGAAGCAACUCGACAGGUUCAGAGGAGCAAUUCGGAGAUGAUCAAUUAUCCCAGGCGAUCCGCCAAGAGCUACGGUCACUAAGUAGCCAGGGUUUCGAGGUGAAGGAUCUAGGCGAACGUCGCUUGAAGGGUCUUGAGAACCCCGAAUAUAUCUACCUGAUGUACCCACACUCCCUCGCCAGCCGUCUCGAUGUCCAACGGCAGCUAGAGCAGAAGGCAGCGCAACAGCCCACCCAAGGAGCCGGACAGAAGAUGCCAGGUAGCCAGCUUACUAUUGACACUGAGAACGUCUGGGAUCUCUGGAACGUUAGCCUUCGGUUGGAAAUGCUGUGCAGUACGUUGGAGAAUCCCGAUUCCCACGAACUGAAGCCGCCAGAAACUGCUCUGCUGGAGAGAAUGAAGAACAGAGGGGGCGAGAUUACGGAUAGAUUCUUGAUCAACUUCGUUGAGCACCAGAUCUCGAGAAUUGAGACAUGUGCAACUACCUUGGCAAUUCGACACAUGGUCCGGCCUUUCGGCCAAGCCCCGCUCUUGCAACAAGCCUGCCCCAUGUCGGACAUUCUCAGCGAGCUGCAACUCCAACUCGCCGAGCUGCAGCAGUUUAAAGACGAGGCAGCUUCGCAGUUUGCCUCGGCAUGAUCCCUACCCCCGCCAUCUUACGACCCUUUACUUAAUCUGCGCCGUAACGCCAUAUAUACCAGCGGCUCCAACGACGUCUACGACCACACA